Messenger RNA from Mytilus trossulus (common blue mussel), 736 nucleotides. RefSeq lists its product as uncharacterized. The coding region runs from base 41 to 565 and encodes 174 amino acids. The record is from RefSeq and is a predicted model, not a curated record. The transcript has 3 exons. Lineage: Eukaryota; Metazoa; Mollusca; Bivalvia; Mytilida; Mytilidae.
AGGCGGACCAGGUGAAUGUGCCACAAAUACUUCUACUAAGAUGUCCGCAAUAACAUCAGACUCGUCAACUUUAGGAGUUGCUGUAGGAAUACCUGUAGCUCUUAUUGUAGUGGUUGUCAUCGUUGUAGUCAUUGUGUCCAUCUGGAGGCGAAGAUACAUUGGCAAAAACUCGGAUAAACAAAUCUCAAAUUCUAUGAAAAAAAAUGCAGAUGAUAACUAUAUGGGUCAACAAGGUAUAUCACUCCCUCAGUAUCCAUCAAAUAACACUAAAUCGCAUAAUCAGGCUACUAACAGCACACACGCACAAGGUAUUGAAGGCGGACAAGAAUAUAGUCAACCAUCUAAGGACGCACAAUCACUAUAUGCAAUGUCUGAGGAAGGAGUAUAUGAUAAAGCAAAUGAAAAGAGACAUGUUGUAAAUGACACAGCCGUGUACAGCCAUGCAGUCGAUACCAUGUAUGAUUCCACCGAUCGACAUAACAGACAAGAAAGGAAAGAAGGGACCUAUGACCACGUUUUUGGUCAGAAAAGUGAAGACCAAUACGAUAUGACUUCAAGAACAUAACUGAAUAAGUCAAAGUUACAAGGAAAUCACGAAAAUUCUUAUUAAACUGAGGACAUUUUUCUUAUAGACAAAAUUUAUCAUGAGAAUUCAAUUAUAUUGAUACUCACAGAACACUGUUUUCCUUUUUUCAUUUCUGUCGAUAGCCAUUCGCAAGUAACAUAAAUAAAUAGU